AUGACUUCUGAAAAGAAAACAAAGAAAGAAAAACAUAAAAACUCAAAGAAAAAUGUGGAGGAGGAACCAGAAAUUUACCUCUCCCAAAUUCCAACGUCUAAACCAAAGUCCUUUACAUCUGCUGAUGAACUUAACAAUCUGAAAAGCGACAAAACAAUGGAUGUAAAGGUCUUCAAGAAUGAUAUUCGCUUCUACUCACCAAACAAGAAGAAGGCUAAACGCACAAUCGCCUACAAAGACUUAAAGGAUGUUGAAUUGGACGAGACAUCUCCAGAGGUAGUGCGUUUAAUAGUAAAUGCUAAAGGUAAAAAUAAAUGUUACCAACUAACUGUCAGCGACGAUGGUGACCGCAGAAAACUCUGCGCAUUCUUGCGGAAACACGAGGAGCAUAAACCACAGGCGGCCUCACCGGCAAACCAAAGCGGUAUUAAGGCUUCACCGGAGUCCUCACAUCGGCAGUACGUCCCAAGGAAUACGGCAUUUGCUUCUUCUGAUAUUUCGAAGGAUCGUCAAUCAAACGCAGGUUCUUGUUCCAACACGAGCGUCCACUACGAGCCCUCGGAUAAAUCGAGCUCUACUAAAAUGAGGCAUGGGCUUACAUACGCCGAACUGGGUGGAAACGGGGGACUUGGGUUUGACAGAAGAAGCCGAUCCACAGGGUUUGACGCCGACUACGACCAAGAUGGAAAUGACUUUGAUAGCAACACCGACCAACUUACGCGAGGUUAUCGCCAUGGAUAUGCUCCUAGCAGGCAAUUUUAUGACAGUGGCCGACCUGCCUCAUCUUUUCAUGGGAGAAGUCGAUUUUCGUAUGAGGAAGAACCACAGUACGUCGAUGAUGAUUACGAAAGUCAAACGUCAGGCUACGGAGAUUACGAAUCUGACUUCUCUGACGAAACCAUCAUCGCUCGACCUGUUAAACCCCGUUCCUUGACUUUCUACACUCCAUUUUUAAAGGUGCCCCAGAAUGACCGACCCUAUUAUUGA
Mesocestoides corti is the source of this 987-nucleotide messenger RNA. Lineage: Eukaryota; Metazoa; Platyhelminthes; Cestoda; Cyclophyllidea; Mesocestoididae. The record is from the annotation of a GenBank genome assembly.